Messenger RNA from Ooceraea biroi (clonal raider ant), 2715 nucleotides. RefSeq lists its product as uncharacterized. The record is from RefSeq and is a predicted model, not a curated record. NCBI's taxonomy places the organism in Eukaryota, Metazoa, Arthropoda, Insecta, Hymenoptera, Formicidae.
CGGUGAUCCAGCCCGAGAAAAUAUCAUUGGCCUGAGCUCGUCGACUUGCCUUCUUAGCGGGAUGGUGACGAGGGUGGAGAUCGCUCGGAGUCUCGCGCGCGAUAUCGCGCGAAACCGCGUUAUGGCCAUUACAAAAAAUACAGACACUCGCCUCGUUUUGCGGCCAAUCUCUGUGCGAGAUAUUUGCGCGUAUCUUAGCGAAAAAACUGGCGAGUUAAGAGGCCGGGCGAAACGCUUGCUCCGCCGUCGCGAAUGAAAUUUGCACGCGAAACAGGACGGAAAAUAAGCGGGCGAAUUCCGACGGGUUUCAGCUGGCCCCGUAACGGGGAGAGUGCAGCCGGACAAUUAUUGGACACGGAGUUCCAGCCGACGGUGACGGCGACGUGUAAGGGCGGCUUCAUGACGAUCCGUGUCAAUCUCAAUCAGAGUUUCGUGGGCGCGGUCCACGCAAGGGAUCAUCGGACCCCGCAGUGCAUGGUUUCGGGCAACGGCACCACGCACGCCACCCUGGGCAUCAAUCUGUUUGCAGCGCACGACAGUCCUGAGUACUGCGGAGUCCUCGUGAACAACCACACGGAGGAACGCUCCAUUCCUAUCGCCGUUAGGAUACACAAAACUUUGGAACUUGCGGACGACAAGUUUUAUGUCAUUACGUGCGGGAAGGCGGGCUUCAAAAAUGCCAAAAAUGAAACUUCGUUGGUUUCCUUGCGCCUCCUGGAUGGAGACGUCAGAGUGCAAGAAGCUUUAUACGGCCACAACUACACCCUGCGUGCCGAGAUUUCACGCCCAGACGGAACAUACGGGAUCCGUGUCAAGAACUGCUUCGCAUUCAACAAGCUCAACUCUAGUGUGCAGCUCAUAGACGACAAAGGCUGCCCCGUGGAAGCUCGAAUGACGAAAUUCAUAUACGACCGGAGCACGGGUAUGGCGGAUGCUACAUUGUUCUCGAUGUUCCGGUUUGCUGACAGUUCAGAGGUGCAUUUCCAAUGCGACAUCGCCGUGUGCAGAGGGAGCUGCGGUACUCCCGUGUGCGAAGGAGACAAAGAGGAGCUCAUAAAGGGUGGCUCCUCCACUAACGGACAAAGUGUUAGUGGCGAAGAAGGAGUGCUACUUGCCGGAACGAGCGUUUUUGUUCUCCAGCCGGGCGAGAAACGAAUUGUACAAACAUUGUACGAUGACGGCAGCGUGCACCCGCUGUGGCUCCUGUGGCUCGCGGUGGCGCUCGGAAUAUUAUUCCUCAUCAUGCUCAUUAUCAACAUAUUCUUGUGUUCGGCGAUGACCUGCAGCUGCACCCGGACCGACAUUAUCGAGAAGGAGCCGUCGAUCAUCGAGGAUUACGAUCCGUACCGCAGCUGGCACGGUUCUCAAUACGGGUCGAGGUAUUCGUUAAACGGCAAGCAGGGAUACGCCUCCGGGGGAUCCACGAUGAAUUCCACGAGGUCGAUAUCGACGAACAGCGAUCAUUAUGCGAUAGUGCACUCAAGACCAGGAAGCAGAUACUCCGGUCCCGGGCAAAAGCAUCAUCAUCAUCACAGAGGACCGCCGUCCAACAUCGGUUCGCAUUACUCUGGGAAGUGACGCUUCCUCCGUUAGCUUCGUUUAUAAAAGAAAAAGAAAUUAGAACUCCAUUGUCUUCAUUAAUGUUAUUUUUUUAUUAAUUUUAAUUUAAUGCGAAUUUUAUGCCGCUAUGGCACAUUAUUCCGAUCGCACAAAUGAGUUAUUUGAUUUGAACGUAAAAUUAAGUAGAGGAGAAGGAAUUUUUGCAAUAUCGCAAUGUGCAAUAUGCAGUAUCGAAUGACUAUUAUUAUAUUAACAUUUUCUUGAUUUUAAGAAUAACAACAGUAAACUGUUAUCGUUAUUAUUAUCGUUUUAUGGCUGAAAAUUUGCUGUUUAAUGACACACAGCUGUAAAAAAGAAUUACUCUUUUAAUAAUUAAUUAUGAUAAUUAUUACAUUAAUAUUAGUAGAUAGGCAAUAAAAGAAUAUGAAUAAUUGUCAAAAAUUUAACAUUAUAAUAAUAAUGAUCGACAAUACACACAUAUAAAUACAUCGUGCAUCAAGAAGAUGUUAAUUUAAAGUUCGAUAAAUCAGUAAUGAUUGUUUAUUUAAUGUUGUAGCAAUCCGAAGUUUUUAUCGCGAUAAAUUGAAUUUAUCGUAUAACGCCGAGUUUUAUUGCAUUAUAUUUCGCCGUUUCUUCACUGAUAACUUCUAUCUUGUACUCUUGCACUUGUUAGUCACGUUAACGGCAAUAAGCAAUGUGAAAAAUUCGGGAGAAAAAACAGUGCGGACCAAAAUAUAUUGAUAAACUAUAUUAAUAAAAUAAAAUUGUCUACGGAUAAGCACGAUAAAACACUAUGUAUCUACACAUCGGUAUUUUUAUAUCGGUAUUUAGCCUUUAUCAUUCGUGAAACGAUUCUCGUGCUAGACUGCAUAUGUAUCAUAAUAUAAUAGUCAUAAGCAUAGGCACUAGCAUUUACAGAACUACAUUGAUCCUAAUUAAGGUACAUUAGUUAAAUGCUUUUUGUACAUAAAUCCAUUAAUCGAAACCACAUGUGUCCCUUUUAUUUCCGCCGGCAAGCACCUCCGACAGUUCCGAAUUACGCGAAACGCUUCGCGUUGCAAAUACAUUGUUCCGUGGAAUAUUAUUCUUCUGUAAAUGUUGCAGAGAAGUAGGACACUACUUCUACUUCUUUAAUAAAUAUCUUCAUAUAUUCGA